This is a messenger RNA of Aspergillus fijiensis CBS 313.89, 501 nucleotides long. RefSeq lists its product as uncharacterized. The record is from RefSeq and is a predicted model, not a curated record. Lineage: Eukaryota; Fungi; Ascomycota; Eurotiomycetes; Eurotiales; Aspergillaceae. The transcript has a single exon. Bases 99 to 305 code for a protein of 68 amino acids.
UAAUGCGAAGAUUGACGCGACCAGCCAGAGCUCUCGAUGGAGAAGUCACACAUAAUCAGAGUAGUACGUAUUUAACCAGGUAUUAAUAAGAGACUCCCAUGUCAAAGAAACAGGCGCUGGUCCAAGAGGAGACGCCAGCAGAUCUUGUCCUUGAUCAUCAGCACCUGGCUGGCACUGGCAGUCAAUACUGUAGCUACAUACUGCCUGGGGUGGCUGGUGAAAUUGAAGGUCGGCCACCAUCCUCGGUCUUACAGUUUUUGUUCGAUUCCCGAGGACGCUUGGCCCGGUUGGGUCACACCUGCUGAGAGUCACAAAAUGAGCAUUCGGGAUGGCCGGAUGCUUUCCAGACUGGGCGGCGAAGAAACCCUGUUCCUGGGUAGAUGGAUGGUGAACAUAAGGGCAUUUUAAUUUAUCAUUUGAACAGUUGGCUUAUGACCAGAUCAAGACGCAGACGCUGUUGACAGAUAGAUAGAUAGAUAUAUAGAUAGAUAAAUAACAUUG